GAGCUGUUCUCAUACAUCUUGUCCCUACCCUCUCCCGUGCCGCAGUCACUCCUGGCGUCUCCCCUGGGAUGCUGCUGCUGCUUUCGCACCCUCAGCGUCUUCGAUAGGCACGUGUUGCUGCGGCUGCUGCCUCUGCAGCAGUCUGUCUCCGAGAGAGCCAUGCGCCUGUGGGUCUCCCCUAGCAGCGUUGCUGAGCUCAGGAGGGCAUUACAGCGCCUCACUGCUGCGCGAUUCAUUCGAGCUAUCGAGCCAGCACCUCCCCCGAUCCCGUUAACGGCUUCUGAGGCUGGAAGUACUCCUGCAGAUGCAGCUGGGGACGGUAAGCCAGCUGCGCGAGGGGCACUUAAGCCGCAAGCCCUCAGCAGCACGGCCAGCUCCACCACAAAGCAGCAGCAGCGGCUCACGCAGUAUGCACUGACCCCUGCAUUUCGGAAAACACUCCUGCAACUCCUCCUGGAAGGGCCUCCAAGGGCCCCCCUGCCCUUCCUUGUGCUCCCCCGUAGGGAGGCGUUCCCCUCCAAACAGGUGCUGCUGCUGCACAGUCAGAGACAGUGGGAACGGCUGCUGCAAUUCGUUGUUAGAGCCUCGGAAAGAGGUUCGCAGGGGCGCAACAACCCGGAUGGACCCUCCCCAGAUCUCCUGGCAAUCCUCCGUCGCAAGCGGCUGCUGUGUCGAGAGAGCACCUCCAAGAGUUCGAUGCAGCAGCAGCAACAACUGCAGCAACAACUGCAGCAGCAGCAGCAGUACUUCCCAGGUACCCCGGGGAAUACCACCACGAGCAGCAGCAGCAGCAGCAGCAGCAGCAGCAGCAGCAGCAGCAGCGGAACGGGAGGCCCCGACUACGUAAUGGCACGAGAAGCGUUUUCCUGGUUGUUAAAGGAUUUAAGGGCCCAGCUGUGCUCUCUGUUGCACGAGUUUCUUUAUCUCAUUGAUGGGGGCCUGCUCAGUAACGCUGCCCAUGAAGCAGCUCUACGGAGCAGUGUCGGCAGCAGCAGCAGCAAAAGGAGUUCUAAGAGGGCACACAGCAGCAGCAGCAGCAGCGCGAAUAGCAGCAGGCCGGGAACAGGCGCAGAGGGGGAGGUGGAAUCUCCUGCAGGAGCAUCUGCAGCUCUCCUGGAGGCUACACAGCAAGACAUGGAAGAAACCUUGUUGCUGCUGACGGCGAUGGCGGAGAGCUGCAUUGGGCAGCCUUUUUCGCUUGCCCACAUCACACCGCCUCAACGCCGUCUGAUGAGUCUCUGCAUUGACUUGGGCAUUGCCUGGGCCCCUCCGGGGGCCCUCCGCGCCUCGGGAGCCGCAGGAACCUCCGGGAAGGAAAAAGGCAAGAAUAAGGUGUCUGUACAGCAGCAGAAGACCAGCCCCUUGCCGGAGGGUGCCUUAUACGCUUUUGCAGCUCCGUAUGCACUUCUUAUUCGGAAGGAUGAUCAUAAUCAGCAUGAUGCCCUAGUUCACCACGGGGGCUUCCAGUCCAGGAGAACGAGGGUGGGUACUCCUCGUGAAACAGAAGACAAGCCUAUGGGUAGCCAGCAGGGGAACCCACGCUCCGCAGCCUCUUCUGUUUUAGAAGGGCCCUUUCAUCCGUGGCUCGCAUCGGAGAGCAAGGUGAGUGAUGUAUCACUGGAGGGUGCUGCUCGCUUGACACCCUCCAUUUCUGCCUUUGGAUCUUUGGGGCUACAGCCAGCCAUCCUAGUGGAAACAAACUUCAAAGUCUACAUGUACACCGCAUCGCCUUUGCAUGUAUCUGUAUUGUCGCAUUUGUGCGAGCUUACCGCCCGCCUGCCGAACCUGGUAGUGGGACUGUUGACGAGGGCCUCCGUGUUAGGAGCUCUCAAGGCUGGAAUCAGUGCAGAGCAGAUCAUUGGCUUCCUAGAAGCCCAUGCGCAUGCGGUGGCGCUGGAAAAAAAAGCGAAGCACAACAAGCCCAUCAUCCCCGAAAACGUGGCGAUCCAGCUACGCAUGUGGCAACAGGAGCGGCAACGUCUCUCGCUUAUCCCCUCUGUUGUUUUUAAAGGAUGGGAUGCCUCUCUUCUUCCUGAGCUCUUCCAGAGAAGUGUCAGGUGGGCAGUCGCGAAGAACUGCGCUGUCCACUACACCAUGUGGCCUGAAGAUCCACAGAGCCCUGAGUUCGCUCGGUGGAUGGCUGCAGAGAAGUACCUCGCGGUGCAUGCGGAUUCAAAACCAGAGAUUGUGGCACGCAUCAGAGAAAUCCGAGAUGAACUCAUGGCGCAACGGGCCGGAGGACCCCCAUCCUGA
Messenger RNA from Cyclospora cayetanensis, 2253 nucleotides. RefSeq lists its product as uncharacterized. The record is from RefSeq and is a predicted model, not a curated record. Gene Ontology annotation, biological process: nucleotide-excision repair. NCBI's taxonomy places the organism in Eukaryota, Apicomplexa, Conoidasida, Eucoccidiorida, Eimeriidae. The transcript has 4 exons. Gene Ontology annotation, cellular component: transcription factor TFIIH core complex; transcription factor TFIIH holo complex. The coding region runs from base 160 to 2253 and encodes 697 amino acids. Gene Ontology annotation, molecular function: double-stranded DNA binding; ATPase activator activity.